Messenger RNA from Etheostoma spectabile (orangethroat darter), 9048 nucleotides. RefSeq names its product unc-13 homolog A (C. elegans) (gene unc13a). Bases 337 to 5763 code for a protein of 1808 amino acids. Gene Ontology annotation, cellular component: neuromuscular junction; plasma membrane; presynaptic membrane. Lineage: Eukaryota; Metazoa; Chordata; Actinopteri; Perciformes; Percidae. The transcript has 41 exons. Gene Ontology annotation, biological process: synaptic transmission, glutamatergic; dense core granule priming; presynaptic dense core vesicle exocytosis. Gene Ontology annotation, molecular function: diacylglycerol binding; phospholipid binding; calcium ion binding. The record is from RefSeq and is a predicted model, not a curated record.
GCUGUCCUCUCAUCGGCGGUGCUGAAGCUGAACAAGAUGGCUGUGUGUUGGGGAGUGGAGAGCUGAAAGAGAAGUGGCGGAAAGAGUCUCCAAUUUAGACAGUCGCGCCAUUGAAACGAAGAUAGGAUUGCGACGCUGGCGUUAGCUUUCGAAGUGUGAAGAUUUUUUAUUUUUGUCAGGCUAACGUGCCCCUGCCAGGACCCGCCUCUGCCAGCGACGGCAGGCUCCUUCAUCUCCAGCCCAACGAUUACAACCCAGGCUGUAUACUGCACAAAUUAGCUCAAUUACGGACGCUGGUGAAGAAGCUGGACCCUGUACUAAAGGCGCAAAUAAGAAAUGUCAUUGCUGUGUGUUGGAGUGAAGAAAGCCAAGCUCGAUGGACCCCAAGAGAAAUUUAACACAUACGUGACCCUGAAGGUGCAGAAUGUUAAGAGCACAACCAUUGCUGUGCGUGGCAGUCAGCCAUGCUGGGAGCAGGACUUCAUGUUUGAAAUAAACCGCCUGGAUCUAGGCCUAACAGUGGAGGUGUGGAAUAAAGGGCUGAUCUGGGACACCAUGGUGGGCACCUUAUGGAUCCCCCUGAGCAACAUACGGCAGUCCAAUGAGGAGGGUCCAGGCCAGUGGCUGACCCUGGACUCCAAUGCGAUCAUGGCCGAGAAUGAGAUCUGUGGAACUAAAGACCCAACCUUUCACAGGCUGCUGCUUGACACCCGCUUUGAACUGCCACUAGACAUUCCUGAAGAAGAGGCCAGAUACUGGGCCAAGAAACUUGAACAACUAAAUGCCAUGAGAGAUCAAGACUAUGCCUAUCAAGAAGAACAGGAGCGACCACUACAUGCACCAACCACACAGUGCUGUAAUUGGAGUCUGUGGGGGGAUCAGCAAAACGAGGACCCAGACAGCGCCGUGGACGACAGGGACAGCGACUACCGCAGUGAGACCAGUAACAGCAUCCCGCCUCCCUACUACACCACCUCCCAGCCUAACGCUUCCAUGCACCAGUAUCCCAUGAGGACUGAGAACUACAUACACUCAUACAACGAUGAAAUCCAUGAGCUGGACUACGACCACAGAGUCAUGAGACGCUAUGAUAGUUUAGAGUUGGCUACCAACGGGCGCAGCGAUAUCGACUCAGGCUCAGGGUCGAGCCGCCGCACCAGUCAUCAGUGUUCUCUAGACAGUAGGCAUUCACUGUCCGAUAGUCCCACAGACAGUCGUUACGCCUCGUCAGGCGAGUUGAGUCGAGGCAGUUCUCAGCUCAGUGAGGAGUUUGUUGCUGAGGACGGUGACAGCUUGCGAGGUUCGGAGUUCUACGAUGAAAACGACUCCUACCACUCCUGCCACUCCUCUGUCAGCUACGGCAAAGAGGACUCCCCAGGCUGGGAUGGCGAGGACCCCCAAGGCAUCUACAGCGACGACGGAGGCUACCUCAAAGAUGGAGGGGAAGAGGGGGGGCUGUAUGCUGAAGAGGAGGGUGACGUGUACGGGGGGGAAGGGGAGUACAUCUACGAAGACGAGGAGGAGAUGCCUUUUGAGGAAGAUGAAGAUACGUAUCCAAUUGACGGCACACUCGGUGAAGACCAGGAGCUGCCCUACACCCCCGCACCCACAAGCACUGCCCCGUCCCUCAUGCCCCCCUCUGAUGGCACGACCACCAGACCACCGCUGGAGAAGCAGGCAUCGUUGCAUCAGCAGCGGCCAGCUCCUGAUCAGCUCCCGCCAACCAGCACAGCUCCUAGUCUACCUCCAGUCACACUCAAUGACACGUUGCCCCCUUUCAGUGCAGAAUCCAGCAAGCCUCCGUUCGCACCCACCCAGCCAGCUCUGUCAACCACCACUACAUCCACCCCCACGACCACAUCUCAGGUUCCAGCUCCAGAUACCGGGCCCCUGGAGCCUGAACCUAAGUUUGAGGUGCCGUUGGAAGAACCUCAAACUCCCGAGCAGCCUCCGGUGGUAAAGAGUGUCCCUCCAGCUCCUGAAGAGAGAACAGAGGAACUACCUGUUCCAAGUUUCCCAAAGAGGGAAAUCAUGGAGCCUGGUCCUGCCAGAGCCAAAGCCAACUGGCUUCGUCUUUUCAGCAGAGUACGACUACAGCUGCAAGAGAUCCUGCUCUGUGCAUGUUUUGUCUCCAGGAUGGGUGGCGCUCUGUAUAGCAUUGACAGCAUGCCAGACCUCAGGAAGAGGAAAGCUAUGCCUCUCGUCCGAGAUCUGGCUAUGUCCUUGGUUCAGAACUCCAGGAAGGCAGGCAUCACCUCGGCCCUGACGUCCAGCACCCUGCAUAAUGAAGAACUGAAGAGUCAUGUCUACAAGAAGACCCUCCAGGCCCUCAUUUAUCCCAUCUCCUGCACCACCCCACACAAUUUUGAGGUGUGGACAGCCACCACGCCUACUUACUGCUACGAGUGUGAGGGGCUGCUGUGGGGUAUUGCUCGCCAGGGCAUGCGCUGUACCGAGUGUGGAGUCAAAUGCCACGAGAAGUGCCAAGAUCUACUCAAUGCUGAUUGUCUGCAAAGAGCGGCAGAGAAGAGCUCCAAACACGGCGCGGAGGACCGAACCCAGAACAUCAUCAUGGUUCUUAAAGACCGCAUGAAGAUCCGCGAGAGGAACAAACCUGAGAUCUUCGAACUCAUUCAGGAGGUCUUUGCAGCCCCCAAGUCCACCCACGUCACCCACAUGAAGCAGAUCAAACAGAGUGUGCUCGAUGGCACUUCUAAAUGGUCGGCCAAGAUCAGCAUCACAGUGUUGUGUGCCCAGGGUCUACAAGCCAAAGAUAAAACGGGCUCCAGUGAUCCUUACGUCACUGUCCAGGUGGGAAAGACCAAAAAGAGGACCAAGACCAUCUACGGCAACCUCAACCCUGUCUGGGAGGAGACAUUUAAUUUUGAAUGUCACAACUCCUCAGACCGCAUUAAGGUGCGGGUGUGGGAUGAGGAUGACGACAUUAAGUCUCGCGUAAAGCAGAAGUUCAAGCGGGAGUCGGACGACUUUCUAGGUCAAACCAUCAUUGAGGUCCGCACUCUGAGCGGAGAGAUGGACGUCUGGUACAAUCUGGACAAGCGUACAGACAAAUCAGCUGUGUCUGGAGCUAUCCGCAUGCACAUUAAUGUAGAGAUCAAAGGAGAGGAGACGGUCGCCCCCUAUCACGUUCAGUACACCUGUUUGCAUGAAAACCUCUUCCACUACGUGACAGAUAUCCAGAACAACGGUGUGGUGAAGAUCCCCGAUGCCAAAGGGGAUGAUGCAUGGAAGGUCUACUUUGAGGAGACUCCCCAGGAGAUUGUUGAUGAGUUUGCCAUGCGUUAUGGAGUGGAGUCCAUAUACCAGGCCAUGACUCACUUUGCCUGCCUGUCAUCUAAGUACAUGUGCCCAGGUGUGCCUGCAGUGAUGAGUACCCUGCUGGCUAACAUCAAUGCAUACUACGCUCACACCACCCAGGCAACAAACAAUGUCUCUGCCUCUGACCGCUUUGCUGCUUCUAACUUUGGGAAAGAGCGAUUUGUCAAGCUUCUAGACCAGCUUCACAACUCUCUGAGGAUUGACCUGUCUAUGUACCGCAACAACUUCCCUGCCAGCAGUCCUGAGAGGCUGCAGGACCUCAAGUCCACAGUGGACCUCCUCACCAGUAUCACCUUCUUCAGAAUGAAGGUCCAAGAGCUUCAGUCUCCACCCAGAGCCAGUCAGGUAGUGAAGGAUUGUGUCAAAGCCUGUCUCAACUCCACCUACGAGUACAUCUUCAAUAACUGUCAUGAGCUGUACAGCCGCGAGUAUCAGACAGACCCGGCCAAACAGGGGGCUGUGCCUCCGGAGGAGCAGGGACCCAGCAUCAAGAAUCUGGAUUUCUGGUCCAAACUCAUUACACUUAUUGUCUCCAUUAUCGAGGAGGACAAGAACUCCUACACCCCCUGCCUAAACCAAUUUCCCCAGGAGCUCAACGUGGGUAAAAUUAGCGCUGAAGUGAUGUGGAACUUGUUUGCUCAGGAUAUGAAGUAUGCAAUGGAGGAACAUGAAAAAAAUCGCUUGUGCAAGAGUGCAGAUUACAUGAACCUGCACUUCAAAGUCAAGUGGCUGUACAACGAGUACUGCAAAGACCUGCCCUUCUUCAAGAGCAGAGUGCCUGAAUAUCCUGCGUGGUUUGAGCCAUUUGUUAUUCAGUGGCUGGAUGAAAAUGAGGAAGUGUCUCGGGACUUUCUGCAUGGCGCUUUGGAGAGAGACAAAAAAGAUGGGUUCCAGGUCACAUCAGAACAUGCUCUGUUUUCCUGUUCGGUGGUGGACGUGUUUUCCCAGCUCAACCAGAGCUUUGAGAUCAUCAGGAAGCUUGAGUGUCCAGAUCCGCAGAUAGUAGGACACUACAUGAAGCGAUUUGCGAAGACCAUCAGCAAUGUGCUUCUGUCCUAUGCUGACAUCAUCUCAAAGGUCUUUGCCAACUAUGUCACCAUGGAGAAAGUGCCCUGCAUCCUGAUCAACAACAUCCAACAGCUACGAGUUCAGCUGGAGAAGAUGUUUGAAGCCAUGGGGGGAAAAGAUUUGUGUGUGGAGGCCAGCGAUAUCCUGAAAGACUUGCAGGUUAAGCUAAACAAUGUCAUGGAUGAUCUCAGCAGGGUCUUUUCUGUCAGUUUCCAGCCUCACAUAGAGGAGAAUGUGAAGCAGAUGGGUGACAUCUUGGCUCAGGUGAAGGGAACCUCAAAUGUGGGAAAUGCCAGCAGCGUGGCCCAGGAUGCUGACAACGUCCUGCAGCCCAUCAUGGAGUUCCUUGACAGCAACCUGACUUUGUUUGCUAAGAUCUGUGAGAAGACUGUGCUGAAACGUGUGCUGAAGGAGCUGUGGAAGCUGGUGAUGAACACCAUGGAGAAGACCAUCGUUCUGCCGCCACUCACAGACCAAACGGGCACUCAGCUCAUCUUUAACGCUGCCAAGGAGCUGGGACAGCUGUCCAAGCUGAAGGAGCACAUGGUUCGUGAGGAGGCCAAAGCGCUUUCACCUAAGCAGUGCGCUGUGAUAGAGCUGGCACUGGACACCAUCAAGCAAUAUUUCCAUGCUGGUGGUGUGGGUCUGAAGAAGACUUUCCUGGAGAAGAGUCCUGACCUCCUGUCUCUCCACUACGCCCUGUCGCUCUACACUCAGGCAACAGACAAACUCAUUAAGACCUUUGUCCAGUCACAGAACGCACAAGUGUUCGGCGGGAAGGGGGUGAGGUUCACCACUAGUGAGGAUGUUUGCCCAGACAAGGGUCGCUCCACAUUUUCUCCACAUGGAUCUUUCUCCUUGUCUCUCACCUUCCCACUGUCGUUCCCUCCAUCUGUCCUUGUCUCAGUGGUGGCUGCCAAUGACCUGAGGUGGCAAACCCAGGGAAUAUUCCGGCCAUUUGUGGAGGUCUAUAUCAUCGGACCUCACCUCAGCGACAAGAAGAGGAAGUAUGCCACCAAGUCGAAGAACAACAGUUGGGCUCCCAAAUAUAAUGAAACCUUCACCUUCACCCUGAGUAGCGAGGUAGGUCCUGAGUGCUACGAGCUGCAGGUGUGUGUGAAGGACUACUGCUUUGCGCGAGAGGACCGCACCGUGGGCAUGGCCGUCCUGCAGCUGAAGGACAUGGCCUCCAAAGGCAGCGUUGCCUGCUGGCUGCCGCUGGGGAAACGCAUCCACAUGGACGAGACGGGCCUCACCGUCCUGCGUAUCCUCUCCCAACGCAACAACGACGACGUGGCCAAGGAGUUUGUCAAGCUCAAGUCGGACCAGCGCUCUGCAGAGGAGGGCCGCAGCUAAGAGACACAGAACAGAAUUUAAAACGACCCGUCCAAACUCAAUCAGACAUUGCCACUUACUGCCCUGGACCUCUCCUGAGCCACUGCUAGCCACUGCCCUGCUGAUCCAGUGUUGUACAAGCACACAUAAGACAACACCACACAUCCAUCCAGUGCUGUAAAUACAUUCAUUUCAGUGGAAAGAACAUUGUGCUAAAAAAAAAAAAAAAUCCUCAUUCUUUUUUUUCUUUUUUUUUUAAAAGCACCAGGGUCUUUUAGUGUUGCAGGUACUAUCAGCCAUCCUUUUGAUGAACACAUCCAAUCAUAGAGCAUAAACCUACUUUCCUCGCUCCGUAGAGCUGAGUCAUGUCAUUCCGUACACACACACCUCAUGUUAAUGGUUAAGGUGAGAAAUAUCUUGUAGCCUUUAAUAUUUUUGGCUUCCUCUGGCCCCUUCCCUGGCCUGCACCGCCUCAGAGAAGGGACCGCAAGUGCCAACAGAUAAUCUCUGAAAUACUGUAUGCCAAGACCAGCCCUAAGCACAACAGGACCAACUGUCCAACUGACCCAAUAACAAUAACAACACCGGCUGCAAGGCUUCAAACAUUCCAGAUGUCAGGCGGGGACAAAGCACUAUUUAAUUAAGAUACUUUUAAUAUUUAUUUACUGCCCUUUUUCAAUUUAUAUUUAUAUUAAAACAAUUAUAUAUAUAUAUAUAUAUCAUAAUAUAUGUAGGACAUACGGUAUGUAAAGUUAUAUACAGGAUUAUUUGAUGGACGCGUGGGUCUUAAAAGAUUGUCCGCGUUUGUCUUUAUGUCCGUCUACCCUGUAACAGCACACUGCCUGACACCCUCAAUGCCUUCUGUCGUGUUGACCCUUGUACGUUAUGUCGGCCUCUUAUAUAGCGAGAGAUGAAUCUGAUGAAAACACGCCUUCAAGCACUGUGAUACAUCAGAGUGUGUGUGCGAGUGUGAGAGAGAAUGUGCAAGAGUGAAUGUGUAAUCUGCGUUUGGAGCAUGUGUGGAGCUCAUAACAUGCGAGCGUGUUUGUAAGAUGUUCUAAUGUUGACCUCAUGUAGCCGCCCAUGUUGCCUGUUACCUGCAAAUGUAAUCACAGAAAGCCAUCACAUGUAAAAAAACAUCACACAGAGAGAGAUAGUUCAUAUUCAGAUUAGAUUAUGGAGGAUAUUCAAAGUGUUUUUUAUUCUUGGGAGGAUGCAAUUUAUAUCUUAUGAUGGUAGUUCCAUCAUUUUUGUGUUACUGUAAACAUUCCCAACAGCCCUGUACUGGGUGUGUGUGAGAGGUGCAGGAGGAGGAACAACCUGACUGCUCCUUCCUUUUCUUAAAAUCCAAACCUGCAUGUAAGGAGAUCAUAAUAACUAAGAACCUGAGCAACGUGCAUUGAGAUAGUUGCAAAACCACACAUGCUGCACCCCAGGGAGAACAUGAAUCAGUAAUGAUCUACCACCCAUGAUCUCCCAUUGAUCCAGCUGCAGGUGCUGUCGGCACUGAUCUCUGAUGCCCAGAAGUCAGACCUCUGCUAAAGGGCUGCAGAUCCAGACCACACCAGGUCUGGCACUGACAUUUAAACGAGUCCUACAGUUAAUUAGAGAUGUAGUGUGAAGAUUUAGAAGCACAGGGUUUUGAUGAACCCAUUUUAUACUCAGAUUUUUUCCUUUCUUUUUGUCAGUAAUUGUUGGAAUGACAGAAAUUACACACCAAGGCUUCAAAUCAUCCUACAUUUAAAUUGAUUUCAUGUAACACUAAAUGUUUUGAUUUGACUAUUGACUGUCCAGCAUGUCUCUUAAUUCAACUUCUAUUUUAAUGAAUGCCCUUUUUUUAUAAAAUUGAUUGGUUUAUCUAUCUCUAACAGGUGUGUGUGUUUGUUGCAAAAAAAAAAGCAUCCAAGCGAGGAAUGUCCAAGUUAAAUAAUGACAGGGUGUUUUGGUUGUUUUUUAUAUUUUUGCCCCAAAGCACUUGAUCGUUAAUGAAUAACAUAACAGGCCCCCUCUUUUAAACAAGAACUGAACUCUAUGCAUCUAAUCUAUAAACAUCUAUGUAGAAUAAUAGUCAUUUUCAAAGGAGUCACAUAAUGUUUACAUUGUGGAUUAUUCUUGUAUCAGCACAAGUGUUUGUCUGAUAUGUUGUACAUGCUGUCUCUAUUGUAAUGGGCCAAAUAUCACAGCUGUAGUAGAGCUGAUUAGAGACGGAGUUGUUUGUGCAGCUUUUCAGAGGAAAAUAAUCUGGAACAGAGCGAUCAAUUGCUGUUAUUGGGCGUUGUAAAUAGCUUGGAUGUAACAAACACAUGUCAGACUAUGUGAAGUGAAGUUUGCUGCUCUUUUGUAGACUUGAAUUUUUGCCGUGGGUGACUGUUGGGGAUGAAGUGUGUGUGGGUGCCCCAUCUGGAUAUGUAGCUAUUAUUGAAAGAUACAGGAAGGCUGUGUACACACUGGAGAUAAAUAACAAGCAAUUUGUACAAAUUUGAUCAUUUAAUAGGUUCAAUCUAAGACACAAAAAAAUACACUGCUAGUCCCUUACCUUUACACUGCCAUUAUAGACCGGUAUAUAUACUAUAAAAGGAAAACUAGCCAUCUAAGUAAAGAAAUUCUAAACCUGUUGUCACUCUCUGGUGUGUACAAGGUCUUUUUAUUCAAGGGGACAUUGGCACUGUCUUUUAAUAACUUUUAAAUAGCAGGUACACAACAGUCACAAAGCUGGAAAUGCCACGAAAAAAAAAAUCUUUAUUUAUUGCUGUUGACAAUGAUACAUUAGUCUCCUCCUUCAGAGGCUUAGUUUGCGUGUUGGACUGGGAUGUGGAACAGGAAUGCCCACAGAAGCUAAGGACAAGGAUAAAUUUAGACAGCACAAUGAAAAGCACAAAAAACAAAGAGCAGUCAGACAUGCAUGAUCUGAUAGGUCUGGCUGACCAGGCCACACACGCAUACACACACACACGCACACACACACACAGCGACUCCGGUCCUGUACAUUCUGAAAAGGUGCAUGAUAGAAUCAAUGAAACAAAAAGAAAUAACGUAUUGUGCCAGCACGCAUAAUUAUUUGAUGUUACUUGCCAAUUUAUGUCUCCUUUUAUUUUGAUAUUUAAUUUUUGUUUUCUAUUUUUUAAAUGUUUGUGAAUAUAUAAAUAUGCAUUACUGAUGAUGUGUAGUGGUACAAAGUACUAGCAUGACAUUUUUUUAUACACAAGAUGUUUCUAAUUUUUUGCGUUUUUUUAAAUUCUGGUUGUUCUUAUUGGGGGUUGAGGUGACUGCGACUGCAGUCUCAUUGUGUUUCUGCUUCCAAUAAAA